AUGGGCAUUCUACGCAUCUACAAGUGCACCACCGUCAACAUUAUUAAUUGCCAUGCGCCAAAGUUAACAGCAACCGACGGAGAAAAAGACGACUUUUACAAGGAAAUGGAGGAGGUUACAAAGAACGAGCGUUCAUACCACAAAACAGUUGUUGGAGCCUCCAACGCAAUCAUCCACGAGGAAAGACCGGAUAUACCACGCACUGGACCACUUAGGAUCGGAGAAGCGAACGGAAACGGAGAGCGAAUGAUAGAUAGAUAG
This is a messenger RNA of Haemonchus placei, 261 nucleotides long. The record is from the annotation of a GenBank genome assembly. NCBI's taxonomy places the organism in Eukaryota, Metazoa, Nematoda, Chromadorea, Rhabditida, Trichostrongylidae.